AUGAUUACAGGACAUUUUGACUUUGGGAACGGUGGUUCUGAAUUUCAAGACUUCCUCCACCUAGAGGAGUUUUUGAAAACAUCUCAGGAGGAAGAUUUAUUUGCUUUGGUUCGUUCUGGACCCUAUAUCAACUCUGAGUGGGAUUUUGGUGGAAUGCCCAGUUGGAUAAUAAGAAAAUCAACUUCUGUCAGAAACUCAGGGGACAAAUAUUUCCUUUCCUUUGUUAAAGCAUUUUUUAACGUUUUGAUGCCUAUCCUAGCCAACCUCCAAUUCCAAAAAGGGGGUCCCAUCAUAGCACUUCAAAUCGAGAAUGAAUAUGGAAGUACAAAAAGGGACGAUCAAACGUAUUUGCAGGCACUUAGAAAAAUGAUAAUAGAUCAUGGCAUAAUUGAAUUAUUAUAUACCUGCGAUCCUCCUCGAAAUGGGAAGCAUGGAGCUAUUCCUGACGUUCUACAAACAGCUAAUUUUGCAGGGGAUCCCAAAACCAUGCUUGACAUGUUAGUCGAAAUGCAACCCAAUAAGCCCAGAAUGGCAAUGGAGUCUUACACAGGAUGGUUCGAUCACUGGAUGGAUAAUCAUCACCAUGGCGCUCCUAGCGCCUACAAAACGCAACUUGAGAAUAUUUUGGGAUAUCCCGCAUCGGUUAACAUGUACAUGUUUGUAG
Leptinotarsa decemlineata (Colorado potato beetle) is the source of this 664-nucleotide messenger RNA. Its product is annotated as beta-galactosidase-1-like protein 2. NCBI's taxonomy places the organism in Eukaryota, Metazoa, Arthropoda, Insecta, Coleoptera, Chrysomelidae. Gene Ontology annotation, biological process: carbohydrate metabolic process. The record is from RefSeq and is a predicted model, not a curated record. Gene Ontology annotation, molecular function: beta-galactosidase activity.